This is a messenger RNA of Mercurialis annua (annual mercury), 2283 nucleotides long. Its product is annotated as uridylate kinase PUMPKIN, chloroplastic. Gene Ontology annotation, cellular component: cytoplasm. The transcript is spliced from 7 exons. Gene Ontology annotation, biological process: UDP biosynthetic process. NCBI's taxonomy places the organism in Eukaryota, Viridiplantae, Streptophyta, Magnoliopsida, Malpighiales, Euphorbiaceae. Gene Ontology annotation, molecular function: UMP kinase activity. Bases 185 to 1831 code for a protein of 548 amino acids. The record is from RefSeq and is a predicted model, not a curated record.
GACCCCACACAAAUAACACACUAAACCAUUGGUCAUACGCACGUGCCCACGUUAUGUUCUACUCAACCAUGUUACUUAACGUGUCCGUCACAGUCCGUCACGCUCCACCUCACCUAUUCCUCAAACCUCUUCCCCUUCCGUUUUCCAACCGUCUUCACUAACGUCGCCGUAACGUCCCAAUCUAAUGGCGUCUUGUGACGACGAUUUCGCCCUGUUAACUGACGAUAACCACCACCCUCACCACCACCAAACAAACCCUAACCACCACAUCCUCCACCACCAGACCUACGCGCCUCACCGUUUCCCAGCCAAAUCACCCCCAAUCCACGCGCCACCUCAAUCAUUGGCCGCCGGAGCCGGAUCGACCGCCUGCGCAGUCGAAGAUCCCGAAGAAGAAGCAGAAGAAGAAGAAGAUAACGAGUCCGAUUCACCUUUUCCAGAAGUAAAUCCAUUCAGCGACAACAAUUCAAAUCCAUUCAGCGACAACAAUUCAAACUUACGAACAGCAACAACAACAGAAAAAAGAAGAGAAACAGAAGAUAACAACAGCGACGGCUGCAACAACAUCAACGACAAUAACAUUAAUAACGACAUUAUUCCGUACACUAACAGCUACAAAAAACCUAGACAAAACGCCACGUCAUCAUCAUCGGAGUAUAGAAAAGACAGAGAGGAGUGGAGCGAUGCGGCGAUCGAGUGUUUACUUGACGCGUAUAUGGAGAAAUUUAUGGAGCUGAAUAGAGGGAAUUUGAGAGGGAGAGAUUGGGAGGAAGUGGCGGUUAUAGUGAGUGAGAGAUGUCAAAAACAGAGUAAAACUGUGGAGCAGUGUAAAAAUAAGGUUGAUAAUUUGAAGAAGAGGUAUAAGUUAGAACGGCAUAGAAUGAGUAAUGGCGGGUUAUCGGCGAGCCAUUGGCCUUGGUUUAAGAAAAUGGAAGAAAUUGUUGGCAAUUCUUUGACUGUGAAGGUUGUUAGUAGUGAUGAUUUUAGAAGUGGUAGUGGCGGAUCGUCUGGCAGUGGAGUUAGGCCGUCGAAAAGAUAUGCAACAGCAUUAGCAAUCCCUGCAAGUCAGACAGCUACCGUGAAGUCCAAAUCCAUUUGUAACACCAGAUGGCGGAGAGUAGUUCUGAAAAUCAGUGGUGUUGCACUUGCUGGUACAGGUCCUAACAAUAUUGACCCAAAGGUGAUGAUGCUGAUUGCAAGAGAAGUUGCAAUUGCCUGUCGCCUAGGCAUAGAGGUUGCGAUUGUUGUUGGAGGCCGUAAUUUCUUUUGUGGAGAUGCAUGGGUGACUGCAACAGGUUCAGAUAGACGCACUGCAUAUCAAAUAGGUAUGAUGGCAAGUGUGAUGAACUCUAUAUUGCUCCAGUCAGCAUUAGAGAAGGCGGGUGUUCAAACGCGUGUGCAGACUGCAUUCACGGUGCAGGAGGUUGCUGAACCAUACAAUAGGCAACGAGCCAUUCGGCAUCUUGAGAAAGGUAGAGUCGUGAUAUUUGGUGGAAUUGGUGCUGGCACUGGAAAUCCUCUUUUUUCGACCGACACUGCUGCAGCUCUUCAAGCUUCAGAGAUUCAUGCUGAAGCUGUCUUAAAAGGUACAAAUGUUGACGGUGUAUAUGAUUGCCACUCUCGAGACAACAAUGUUACUUUUGAGCAUAUUUCCUUUAGGGACUUGGUCUCUAGAGGUGCCACAUCGAUGGAUAUGAUGGCAUUGACUUGCUGUGAAGAGAAUGGCAUUCCCGCUGUGGUAUUUAACCUUUUGGAGCCUGGAAACAUUUCAAAAGCUUUGUGUGGAGAACAAGUGGGCACGCUUAUCGACCAAACUGGAUCCCUCAGCUAACAUAACUAAUUGAAGUUUCAUCAGGUAUCAUGUUUCAAACUUCCAUAUCUUCUUCUUGGCGCAUAGACCCUUCCAGGAACAAAAAAUAGGGCACUUAAUCCUCGUGACCGAGCUAACCUUUCUGGUGAUGAAAAUGGUUUUUACUUGGUGUACGUAUGCUUGAAAAGGGCUGAAAGGCAGACUCGACAGUUGUUAUCGCGUAUUUAAAAUCAUUUAAUUCAUCGAUGGAAUAGUUGCAUAUUGUCGAUUCAAAAUUCUUGUAUUUUUAAAUUUGUAUAUUGUAUCAACCCAUGGUCAAUGGUGGGUGAGUCUUGGUCAGUAUGACAAUGUAAUGCACUAGACACCAGUUAGACUGUAGAGUUAAUUGUAUAACAUGCUUAGUGAAGAUUCAUAUGCAUAUCUUACUGUAAACAACAUACUUCAGCAUUUAAAUUAAAUUUUCAUGAUUUGAA